AUGUCUUUGUCUCUGGAAGAACUUGUCUUGGAAAUAAAGGCUAUCUAUGAGCCACUGCUCGGGAUGACUUUUGAAGGCUCUAUUCACGAGGAAAACACCCCAGCUGUGUGCACUGGAGGCCCUAGGGAUGUGGUGAAUGUUCGUGAUCAGGGAGUCAUUGGGCUGAUGGAAACUAUUGUGGAUGAGGUGGAGAGGGUUUCCAAGAAGGUUGAGCCAUACAAUAACGAGGAGAAGGUGUGGAAAGGCAUAACACCGAAAAAAGGACCAACAAAGCUGUGGGUGAAAUCCCUCAAAGAGACCUAUAAAGGGGACAGAACCACCUUUACAGUGGCCAACAUUGAGGUUCUGACAGGUCUUAACUGGCAGAAAUCCUACCGUGCCAUGGUCCAUAUCACCCUGGUCUAG
This is a messenger RNA of Geodia barretti, 405 nucleotides long. NCBI's taxonomy places the organism in Eukaryota, Metazoa, Porifera, Demospongiae, Tetractinellida, Geodiidae. The record is from the annotation of a GenBank genome assembly.